AUGUUUCCGACAGCAAUGUUCGUUGUCGUUUUGGUAAUUUUGGUAACAACAGCUGCUUUGCCAGUCUACGUCGACCGCAAUGACAUCUCUGAAAUUGAGACGUCGCUCCCUGCAGUGAACCUCGACCUUCUCCGGUACCUGAGUAGCAAUCUUAACAACUUCUUCGGACUAGCAGAUACUACUUCUGAUCCACGAGGUCUCAAUUUUGCGCAAUUCGUGGCUACGGAAAAGUGCAGCAAUCAGGCUGCUUGGAAAUGCUUCACGGACAUCGACACGAAUAGUAGGUUACUGUUAUUGAAGAAGAUUCAAAGUGAUGCUUUCUGA
This is a messenger RNA of Haemonchus placei, 324 nucleotides long. The record is from the annotation of a GenBank genome assembly. NCBI's taxonomy places the organism in Eukaryota, Metazoa, Nematoda, Chromadorea, Rhabditida, Trichostrongylidae.